Messenger RNA from Branchiostoma floridae (Florida lancelet), 2325 nucleotides. RefSeq lists its product as uncharacterized. Bases 61 to 1593 code for a protein of 510 amino acids. Lineage: Eukaryota; Metazoa; Chordata; Leptocardii; Amphioxiformes; Branchiostomatidae. The transcript has 5 exons. The record is from RefSeq and is a predicted model, not a curated record.
GCUCCGACGUCAGGUUUCAUCGCUGGCCGGAGGAGAGACUCUGCUGUUUCGUCCAUCUCUAUGGCGCUGCCCCGCCGCCGGUCCAAGCGGCGCCAGUCCUCCUCCCAGUCCAAACUGUUCCGCUCCCGGUUCGGCUCCUUCGGCUCACGGAAGCUGGGAGGGACGCCGUCUGCAAGACCUCUGUAUAAGGCAUAUUCCAGCAAGUCUCUGACCCCGGAAGUGGUCACCCUGGCGAUCCUGGUGGACCUGCAGCUGGCGUGCGGCGCCUGGCGCAUGGAUGCACUUCUGGCCAAGGCGCUAGGGGUCUCCCUUGAGCAGCUGCAGCGGUCGAACCCGAUGGUGACACCUAAGAAGGUGUUGAACUUGGCGUGCGACAGCCGCAUCUGCCUGCAGCCAUUCAAGACAGUCAAAUCACACAGGAUCACCAAGAAGCGCCAGAGGCAGAUGAAACAUGGAGCACUAAAGGAAUCCGGCAGGCGGCGCCACGAGAGAUCCAGCCCUGACCAGAACGGGGACCAGAACGGGAAGACAUCCUCAUCCGAUGAGACCAUGCAGGUGGAGAAGACCAACUCCGUGGAGGCUCGAGAGGAAGAGGAAGCGAUCGCCAAGGAGGAGGAAAAUAGAUCAGAGAAGGAUAAGAAAUGUACGGAGGAGAUUCUUAGACUCUCCGAGCAGAUACAGAAACUGUCCCUGGACGUCGAACUGGACGAGGUGUACCAGAAGGCGCAUGCGCAACCCAAGUCACGUGGCAGGUCGAUGUCGAUCACCGUCUGCGAGUUUGAUAGGUCGCCUACGUCGCCUAGCAACCUGCCUGGCAACCAACAGAGGCGGAGGAGCCUGUCUGAUGGGCUAGGGCCGAUUAUACCAUUCGAUCCGGAGGGGAGGCGGAUGCAGAUGACCCAUCCCAAGUUAGAACCUAUCCCCUCUUUAUCAGUGGACGAUGCCGAGCAUAGAGUCGCACCGAGAAAGCCAAAACGCGCUUCUGUCUGCGAAGCAACCGCAACAGCAGCGAAAGGAAAAGAAUCCUUAGAAAACGGCGAAAAUUCAGAAAAGGCGGGGAAAAUUCCUGUCAAAGACCAGGUAGAACCCGAUACGCGGGAGAGGACCAACAGCAACACAAGCACCCGCAGCACCGGAAGUGUUCGCUUCAAGAACGUGGAUGACCCGGAAGCAGAAGGGGACAGGCGGGAAGGGGGCUCCAAGUGGAAGCCCGACUCGCGGCGGGACAGCGCCUUCAGUGUUCAGAGCGGAGCCAGCUUCACGAGCGAGGCGUCUCAGGGGGAUGGAGGUAGGGGAUCCUCGGGGGAGGAGAGCCCCUGCACCGAGAGGGAGGACCACACAGAGAGCAUGGCCUGGGCAACGGCGAUUGUCCUCUGCUGGCUUGAGUUGAAAUGUUCCAGCUACCUCCAGGAGUGGGAUCUGCUUGCCGCCAAGGCGACCACGUGGCUGGGUGACCUUUCACCCCAGCUGCCCAAAGGGUUCGACGCGGGAAGCGUGAGGACGUCUGCUGCGCAGGCGCUGGUUCUGCUGCAGAACAAGGACGGGAAGGACGGCAAGGUCAUCAACAAGAAGACACAGUCCACCCGACUGUAACAUGACACCACUGGGUCAAGGGUGAACAGCUAUAAACUAGCGUAAUCAUGUGACGUCAUCGAUGGGUUUACUGUAUGUUAAUGUCUAAUUUUCGAUUUUGACUGACUGUACAAACUUUUGGGAUAGAUCUUUUGGGAAAGAUCUUUCGGAACCCCAAAAUUGACUGAGCGAAAGUGACAUUUGCAGACACACAGAUGUAGACAUGGGCUGUGGAUCAAAUGCAUAUAAGGACACCGACAUGGAGGACAGAGGUCACAGCCAUGGCGUCCUUUUUAGAUUGAAAAAAAAUCCAUCACGUGACUGAACAUGAUCUGCAUAUUUAUGAACAGGGAAUUGUUUACAGUCAGCAUAAAAAGGAAGUAAUCAAACAAAAAGGGCGGAAAUUCCUUAGAAAUAUCUGACAGAAGCGUUAUGACGACCCAGGAGAUCCAGUCUGUCUCGAACGGAAUCCUUUUGUGCGUUUUUGGUAAUUUCAGUGACAUACGAUGUGUCAAGACAGCCAUGCAAAAGGAAGACAUAUCAAUCAAUUUUCAUUAGAUAAAUCGAUGACUUCGCUACCAAUCAUUCUCAUUAUUCUCGCAUGGACAUCAAAAUACCAUUGAAACUUUUUAAAUGAUAUCUUAAGCUAAGGACACAACCCGCCGUACGUGCAAAUACGUGCUGUCUACGUGCCAAAACGUGGGCAAUCUUUUGGGAUCCGUAAGUGGUAAGCACUGCCUCCGUAUGAACUCG